GGUGCACGUUUAGGCAUAAUUUAAGCAGCCCUGAAGCAACGACGAUGGAUGUGUUUUCCUUUUUCUUCCCCCCGUUUGGCACAUCGCCAGAGGGGUGAUUUACCGGAUUGCCAUUUUUCGAGGGGAAACCCUUAAAUGCCCACAGGCCCCCAAGGAGGAAAAGAAAAAAAAGGGGUAAACUACAUUUUUGCAAAAGAAAGGUGGCGACCAUUGGAAAAGGAAAAGAUAAAAUAUAUCACAUUGGGAUGAACUCCUUCCAUUUCAUUGCAAUGAAACGAAAGAAUUCUUCAAUCGGGAGGGACCCAUCCCCCCAUGGACGACGCACCUGCGUAAAGAAAAAUAAUGCCUCUUCUCUAUACCAAUAGCAGAAAGCGCAAUGCUAUAUGCUUAUUGGGUUCGUAAGGUUUGAAAGGAAACAUCGUCUCUUUCCCUGUACGCUGAUGGCUGCGCGAAAUUGUGGAGAGUGCGAGGGGACCCCUCUCAUCUGGUUCGUUCAAUUAGAACCAAGGAGGACCCACCGCACAGUGAGCAGAAAUUCAGGCCUCUGUGUAUCCCCUCGCGUAGCCUCCCAUGUGAUCUCCUACGAAAAAGGUAUAACCCCCCUUCUCUGCGAACCAAAUGAACGCUUAACGGGGUAACGCCCAACGUGCGGGACCCCCGCGCGUCCUGCUGUGUGCACGCGGUUCCUACGUGUAAGGCAUAUAGCUUCAAAGUAGACAAAAAAAAAAAAAAAAAAAUUUAAUGGCAUCAUAUUGUGGGUGAUAAUCCUGAGGGUGAAAUUCCCGAAUGUCUUUUCUCCUAACUUGGUUUCUGAAGCUUCGUUUCGGUCCCUUAGUUUCUCCAUUUUCGCGUCUCCAACCCCGCUUCUUCAAUCGCAACUUUGCGCAAAACAAAACGCGUCGCAGGACCGCCAACACAGUCAAUACAGCCAAAACCGCCAAUAUCGCCAAUACCGCUAACAGCGCCAUCACCGAUAAGGACUCCCCCCCUUAGAUGGAACGCGCAAACGAGCUGAUCCACCAUGGCGGUCGCGGAGAUCACCCCGAUGAGCGAUUCAAAAAGAAAAAAAGGAAAAAAAAAAAAAUCAGAAAAAACGCCUUUCUUUUUUUCUUGUUCUUGUUCCUAAGCGGGUUGGUCUGUCUGGGCCCCUCGACCUUCUUCACUUCCGCGAAAGGUAUCAACAUAAACGACCCAAAUGGGGUUAACCCCCCGAGGAAUGACAGGCAAUUAAGUGAAGAUAACCAGAAGAAGAAGAAAAAAAAGGGGCAAGACGAAUCGGACGAGUUUAACAAAAAUCAAACAAACAAAAGUGAAAAUGCAGAAAGAGGCUACCUUGACUUAUUUAACAAAAAUGAUGGAAGUGACUACAAAUUAAAUUUCAUGGAUGGUGCUUCCCUUGUAAACCACACAGACAUAGUUAAAAAUGGCACCUUCAUAUUUGACGCUGUCAAUUAUUUACUUAAAAAGUUGAAAGAGGGACCCGCAAAUGCAGGGACCGCAGAUAUGCAUACUUUACGACCUGGGAAGGAUGCCGUCAGUGCGAAUGAAAUUAAAAGGCUAAUCCUUAUCAAGCUGCUGAAGUGCGUGGCGGCGUUAAUUCUGUUCUACAUCGUUAUUCGCCUGACCUUCACCUUCAUCAGAAGACUUAUAAAUUUGAUCAUCCGGUUCAUUUUCAAAAUUAUAAAGCUUUGUUGCUGCGGUGGGAGGUGA
Molecule: messenger RNA, 1710 nt
Organism: Plasmodium vivax (malaria parasite P. vivax)
Lineage: Eukaryota; Apicomplexa; Aconoidasida; Haemosporida; Plasmodiidae
Exons: 2
Coding region: 994-1710 (238 amino acids)
Source: RefSeq, a predicted model, not a curated record